Molecule: messenger RNA, 6007 nt
Organism: Pocillopora meandrina
Lineage: Eukaryota; Metazoa; Cnidaria; Anthozoa; Scleractinia; Pocilloporidae
Source: the annotation of a GenBank genome assembly
AUGGAGGAAAUAGGAAUUACUAUCCAAAGUCAGGUCUGUUGUUCAAUGAUUUUCGCCAUAAACUCGUUAGAUUUUCAACGAAAGGGUUUCUAAAUGGGACGUAAAAUAAUUCUUGCUAGUACGUGAGAGAUUUUAAGUCCUUUUUGAAUCGUUUCUUCCAUUACAGGGCCAUGUCUUUUCGUCUACCAAUUCCUGUCAGUGAGAGAGAAUUUUUGCUUUGUCACGUUGAAAAGAAGGUUAAAAACUGUUUGAAAUAUUUGGAAAAAGCGAUACAACUUCCUGCUUAAAAAGAAAAUUUCGUUUCCAGUUUGAUCAAAGUUGUAGAUUUACCAGCAUCAAAACGGAUGAACAUUGUAACAAAAUUCAUGGCCUAAUUGGUUCCAUGCUUGUCAUGACCACGUUGUAUUUUAUUAUCAAGUUUCUCUUCAUUUCGCCCAGUUUAUUGGUCUUACUUGUCACUGUUUGGAGAGGCCAGAAGCCUUUAUUUUCUACCCCAAUUCCUCUGGCUAUUUUUAAACACAUUGAAAUGUUGAUUUGAAUCGAACGCAAACAGUCGACGCUCAUUUAAAAUAGAUGAUAAUUCAUGUGAAUUUUAUGGAAGAGUUUAAAGUGUUAAAGCCGUGAUAGCAGCGUAGAAGUUGAAAAGAACAUACAAUAUUGUUGGAAGAUCAGUAAUUACAACACAAAAUACUUGACUCUUUUUUGAAAAAAAGGACACCUUUCCAGUUGGGAAACAACAAGUGCUAUGAGGCCUUUAAGGGUGAUUGCCAUUUACUUGAUUGACAUUUGCAGUGUUUUACUUCAAAAAAAGGAUAUCACAUGAAUUUGGGCUCAUUCAGUGUCUAUCAUAGGCCUGUUGUAAACCUCAAUUGAGCAAAGUAAUUACUGCUAGUUGGAAAAAUAAUUCAAUGUUGUGGAGAACAUAUACAAGUCUUGUAUUGUCAAACUACUUGCACUUUUAUCAAAACAGCUGUAUACAGUAAAUUAGUCUAAUCACACAUUAUAAAAUUGAAAUGAAAAUCAGCUGCGACAUUAUCAUGGCAAUUCAUCAUAGACCAACUUUACUAGGCACUUUGAAUAAAUUUUUUGAAGCUAACACAUCAUACUCUAACAGUAGUAUGCAAGUUCUCCCUGCUAUUCUUUGUACGUUUUCUAAGGUACUUACACAGAAGAUUUGUCUUACAAUCAAGAGCUUCUUGAAUCUAUGAUCAUUUAGAGCUUCUUGAGCUCAUAAUCAUUUUCUUUCCUCUCAUGAAUGUAUUUUUUGAUUCAGGGGCAAUACUGUUGGGUGAAUUUAGAAGCUUGUUACAACCAGGGAUUGAAGGGUUACUGCAUUUCCAUUUGUUGCAUUGUGCAGGUUAUCCAACUUGCUUGUGUUUUAACUUCUUAAUUAGGAUACAAGCCGACCCACAACUGCAGCGAGCAGUUCCUUGUCCACUGUAGAUCCCAAUGUAGAUGAUCUUUAUGCAAAGUACAAGAAGCUUCAAAAGCAGCUGGAGUUUUUAAAAGUCCAGGAAGAAUACAUUAAAGAUGAACAGAAAAAUCUCAAAAAGGAGCUGCUACAUGCACAAGAGGAAGUGAAACGCAUCCAAUCUGUUCCUCUGGUUAUUGGUCAGUUUUUGGAGGCUGUAGAUCAAAACACUGGAAUUGUUGGCUCAACAACAGGUUGGAAACUAUAUAAAUCUUUAAUUUCACAUAUACAUCUAACAAAGAAGAAAAGAGAGCAUUUGAGAAUUAUGCCAAUGGUGAAUGAAGGGAAAUUAACAUUACAUGUCCUUAUCAAAUCCAAUUAAAUGUGAUACUGAUAUUAAGAGGGAAAUGUGACUGUGAUGUAACUUGCGUACUGGUAUUAAGAUUUAAUAGUUGAGAGCUAUUCAAUAGCCCUCUAGUCACUAUAGCCAAUUGGUGAUGAUUUUUUGUACUCUUUUGAAAAAUCAGAGUUGUUAUUAGAUAAUACAAUGGUGUAUGAUCUGAACUAAGUAGGCAGCUGAAUUAAAUUAUACUUUCCUAGCAAGCAUGGUGUGUUGCAAAGCAGUAUGCUCUUCUAGGGAGGUCUGAGGGCAUCCUGCCCUGCAAGAAUCUGAAAUUUGAAUUCUCUGAGAUGUGAUUUCUAACAUACUGGGACAUAUACAUCAUGUAUGAGUAACUUUUUUUGGCCACACACUGUUUUUUUAGAACCAGUUCAAAACUACCGGUACUUAUUUUCUGUCUCUGACCACAAUUUACAAAGAAGCUAGUACUAAAUGAUCAAACGGGCUGCAGGUUUCCUCUGCCUACUGGCUUCUUAUGACAAACCAGCUAAAACAGUAAAAAUCUUCAAGUUUGUAAAAGAUUAAGACUUCAAAAAUAUUUGGCAAAAGUUGCUAACUUAAAUGCAUGUCAGCAUGUUUUAACUGUUUUUAAUUUGUUAGGGUCAAACUACUACAUUCGCAUACUCAGUACCAUAGACCGGGAACUUUUGAAACCAAGUGCAUCUGUUGCCCUUCAUAAGCACUCCAAUGCACUUGUUGACGUCCUUCCUCCUGAGGCUGAUAGCAGUAUAGCAAUGUUAACUGCUGAUGAGAAGCCAAAUGUAGCUUACGCAGACAUUGGUGGAAUGGAUAUACAAAAGCAAGAAAUGCGAGAAGCUGUUGAGCUCCCUCUUACACAUUUUGAGCUCUACAAACAAAUCGGCAUUGAUCCACCACGAGGGGUUCUUAUGUAUGGUCCUCCAGGAUGCGGCAAGACCAUGUUAGCAAAGGCAGUUGCUCAUCAUACAACAGCAGCCUUCAUUCGUGUUGUGGGGUCAGAAUUUGUCCAAAAAUAUCUUGGUGAAGGACCCAGGAUGGUUCGUGAUGUGUUCCGCCUGGCUAAAGAAAAUGCACCAGCAAUAAUUUUUAUAGAUGAGAUUGAUGCAAUUGCCACCAAGCGAUUUGACGCGCAAACAGGAGGUAAGAAAGAGAGUGUUUCUUUUUGCUUUCUAUGUAUUGUGAAAGGAUGUGGGAGAAACAGUGGCCAAGUGAUUAAUAGGUGCUGGGUUAAUCCCUGGCUAGAUCAUUGUGUUUUGUACCUGAACAGGGCACUUAAGCUCUCACAGUGUUCCCUUCCACACCAAAAGUAUUAUUGGGUAUUGGUAAACUGUGAAGGAAACCUUGCCAAAAUGCUCUGAAGAUACCUGUUAUGGAUGAACUUUUCAUUCAGGAAGAGUAGUCAUUCUCCUAAUCACUUCAUGCUGCAGAAACUAAGAAUUAGUGAGUGCAGUUAUGGGACACUUGAUCUCUAAGACUUUAAACCCUGUCAUAAUCAACCAUCAAUAUGCUUAUUUUCCAUACUGUUUCUUGUAUAUUUCAUGUAGUACUGACAAGGAGAGUUUGUGAAACAAUUAAGAGCUUUCUUAGUUAGGAAUCUUUCCUUUUUUUCUCAUGACCAUAAUCACCACUUUGGGUGCGUGUGCUGUACAUGCAUGCAUUCAUGAAAAGUCUUGUAAUCAAACUUGUAUUUCUUUUGUCAAUUGUAGUGAAGUACCACUCAAAUGUGAGCUAGCUCUCUUUUUUAGCAUCUCUCAAUGUACCCUGUCAAAUUUUGUACAAUCUAUCUAAAGAAGAGAAUUUUUGUAUAAUUAUUGAUUGUGAUCACAACAUUUUUAAAUAGAUUUUCUGAAGUCUUGUGUAUACUUUAUAACUGGCAGAUUGAAUGGGGACAUGUGUAUCAGACGUUCAAUUGAAUUUUGUCAUAUCUUUUUCCAGCUGAUAGAGAAGUACAAAGAAUAUUGCUUGAGCUGCUGAAUCAGAUGGAUGGCUUUGACCAGAAUGUAAAUGUUAAGGUAUGAAAGGAGGCCACAUACUCUGUGUACCAUAAUAUCAGUACAUGUAUGUAACAAACUGGUUAGAUGUUGUCAGUGACUAACUUUAAAAGUAACCUACCAUGUUUUUUUUGGACUUUUUUAUAACAUUUUCUUGAAGAAAUGUUAUAGCAGGAGAUUAAUGUAAAGAAAAAACAUUACAUUUGUCUUGUUUGAAUGAAGAACAGCCAAGGCCAUUGAAAUUUAGCCAGAGACAAUUCUACAAUCUCUGAUGCUAAAUGAACACCCACUAAUGUUGGUAAACAUUUGAAGUUUUCCUUUAGUAGCAUGCUGAUCAAUUGAGUAAGUGGAUGAUUGGAUUGAGGCCUUGAGUCACUGUAUUUCAUUUUCUAUUACAUAGAGCUUUCACCAAGCUGUGGCAUUAUCAGGGAAAGAAAGCUCAGAAUAGAGAAAAACAAUACAGUUGCUCAAGGCCUUGAUUGAAUUGUCUAUUAACCCACUAGUGUGUGACAACUUGUGUUAUCCAGUCUGUUUGUUACAGUAGAAUGUUACAACUGACUAGUAUGUGAUGACUUUCAGAAAAUUUGUUCUGUGCUUUAAUAGUGUAACAAUGCUGAUAUGCUUGUUUUCAUAUAUUUUAUAAAGUUUCUUCUAACUAUAAUUUCUGUUCAAGUUUAUACCACAUUUCCUUUGUUUAAACAAUACUGAUAUUUUGCCUCUUUUAAUCAAAUUGUAUUAAUGAGUAAUCUGGAAAUGUCUGGGUUUUUUUUUGGAAUAGGUUAUCAUGGCCACAAAUCGUCAUGACACUCUUGACCCUGCAUUGUUACGUCCUGGUCGACUGGAUCGUAAGAUUGAAUUCCCCCUGCCAGACAGAAGACAAAAACGUCUCAUCUUCUCCACAAUAACAGCUAAGAUGAACCUGUCAGAAGAAGUAGAUUUAGAGGAUUGUAUCCUUUUGUGAUUCCAUAUUGUCUGUGUAUUAUAAAAUUAAUUAACCUUUUAGAAAAAAGCAAAAUUGAUAUUUUUUUAAGGAAACUGUUGAAAUAGAAAACACACACACCUUGACUUGCUUAUUAUAACAGAUGUUGCAAGACCAGACAGAAUUAGUGGAGCUGAUAUCAAUGCCAUUUGUCAAGAGGUAUGUUUCUUUUUUAACAUGCAGAGUACUAGUACUCCUCAUGCAGGUGUGGUUUAAGUACUUCUGUUGUUAAAACAUUAAAUUGCUCUCAUGAUCAUUCAAUUCCAAUUUUAUCCUGGGACAAAAUACACCAUGGUGAUUAUCCUGUCUCAGUUUUAAAAAAUGUGUAUGAUUUUAUGUAAGCAUCUGUUUCUUGUUUUAUUAUACACCUGUAUCAGUUAAUGAUUGAGUCAAGCUGCAUUGAGCGAUUUGGGUUGGACAAGACACUCAGAAGUUUGAUUUGCAAUGUGUGAACCCAGCUAAAAUUGUUUGCUGCUGCACAUGGUUUUGAACUUGAUGAUUGAAAUUGGCUGACACUUGCACAAGACAAGACCCUCAAUUCAUAAGCAUAGCUGAACAUACCAGCCAGAGGUGUUAUCUGUCACUUUGUUUUAAAUUACAGUGAUUGUUGAAUUAAUGAGGAAGUGAGUGAAUAACUGCUAGAAGGGGAGAAAUAUUUAUGAAUGAGAUCUGGGAGGUGUAAGGGAGUUAAAAGAUAAACAGUGUUUUCUAGAAAAAAUGUGUUUCUUUUUUUCCAUAGGCUGGCAUGCAGGCAGUACGAGAAAAUCGCUAUGUUAUCCUAGCUAAAGAUUUUGAGAAGGGCUACAAAAACAACGUGAAGAAAGAUGAAACAGAACAUGAGUUUUAUAAGUAAUGUUAUCUGACUGUGUACCAAAGACUGAAUGGGGAUACUUCCUGCUGUGAAUAAAUACUGGUCGCUUGUGUAUGCUGAUGACCUUUUCUGUAGAUGUUAAAAAUACAAUAAAUGGCUUUUGCAUGUUAGCUGACAGGCUCACUUUCAGCUGUUUUGGGAGUUCAUUAAUUCACAUCUAGGGAUACUUGCUUACAGAAUGGUGGUGGCUAUGUCAGGGAACCCAGCUGAGAAGAACAAUGCCUUUCCAAUUUGUACUUUCCAGUUGUAUGGGCAUCCACAAUUUCCUUGCAAGCUAGGGUCCAUUUCACAUUCACUUCACACUGCUGCUAAACAUGAUGAAAAGAAUACAGAGUCCUGCCUCAUGCAAAUUUCUCGAGUUUGAAUAAACCCUCGC